GUGAUGUCAGGAUUGCACAGUGUUCCGGCAGAAUAUGCCAUCGUAAUAAUGACCCUUGGCGGACUUAGCCGGGAGUUUCAUAUAUCUUGCGUUCCGCAGCGCUUUCAUCCCUGCUGUUCCUCUGGUAGAGUAUCGUCUCUAAUGAUACAGCAUGUCUAAAUCCUACACAGAUAGCGGAGGGGGCUCUCGAUCGCUCCCUACGCUUCGGGAGAUGGUCGAUACCGUCUCCCUUGAAUGUCCCGCCAGGCUCGGGAUAUCCGCCAAGGAGCUUCAGGCCAAGUCUCCGACUAUUGAUGACUUCUUCGACGCCAUUGCCGCCGAAAGGCUGCGGCGCAUGCCUGCCGAUGGUAGUCGAUUAGAUGGCGCGCUAUGUCGCGCGUCUCGUCUGGCCUUCGCCGUGGGCUCCCUGCGAGACUCCGUCGUCUCGUUCAUGAGCGGGGCCGACGAAGCUACCUCCAUGAUCUGGGGUGCAACUCUACUCCUGCUCGAGGGAGGCAUUGAGCAUGUCGAUACCCUGGAUAGUGUCUUCGGCCAGUACGGUCGAGUGACCUUGGGCAUCUCCCUGCUUCUGCAGCAGGAGUCCUACUUCCAAACCUCUCGUGCGCUCCAGCAGGAGGUUGCCUUGAUCUAUGCCCAUUUGCUUCAACUCGUGGUUCAUGUCGCGAUGGAAACCCGUCAGGGUGCGCGCACCCAGAACUGGUCGGUCAUGGGAGAAGCGGUCAACACCAACUUCUUCCGCUACUUCAACAACUUCGCUGCCCACUGGCGCAAGAUGUCCAGCCUCGUCCUAGAGUCUGACACCACGCAUACCCCUGCAAUCGAGCUAGAAUCGAUCUAUCAGUUCCUCGAGCUACAGGACCGUCCACUACAAACUCUGCUGGAGGGUAACGGCCACUCCCUGGUGGACGGCUCAUUCGCCUGGUUCGACCCUCAUCUGACCACUUUCGCCCUGGGCCGCCGCAACCUGAUGCUGGUCUCCGGCAAUCCCGGAAGCGGAAAGAGUGCGCUGGCUCAGUGGACGACGGAAAAGCUGCAAGUCUCGUCGGAGUUCGACAUCUGGAACGCCAUCGGCGUGUCGAUCCGUUCCGAUGUCCCCAUUACCACGUUGACCCUGAGUACUCUCAAGAGUGUCUUGGUCCAGAUGCUGGAUCGCUGUGCCAGUAACCGCAUGGCCCAAGAGUCGAUCAUCUCCGAAGUUGCCACUGCGGUCAACUUGGCCGUCCGCGGAGCCUCCGAUGCUCAGGUAGAGGAGCAGCUCUGGGUCGCCGUCAAGGCCGCGAUGCGGUCCAACGUCCAUUUCAUGCUUGUAGUGGAUGGGAUUGACCAGCUCAAGCACGCAGACUCAACCGUGUCGACCUUUUUGCAGCAGCUGCAAAGCACCGUGUCGCAACGGAACGUCCCGUCCAAGCUCAUCGUCUUCAGCCGCCCGCUGCCUGCCUCCCAGCUGCCCGCUCGGGACACCAGUACGAUGGAACAGAUCGUGAUGGACCCGGCAACCACCCAGAAUGACCUCCUCACGCACAUGGGCGACAUGAUGGCAUCCGACGCGGCUUUCUCGGGGCUAGAUUCCUCCCAGCGGGAGUCGCUGGCCGCCGCUGUGGUUCCCCGUGCGCAGGGUUGUUUUGUCUGGGCGCAGAUGGCCAUCGAGGCUGUGCGCCACGAGAACACUUUCAACGAGAUGUUCUCGACUCUCCAAAAAGCCCCGAACACGCUGGGUGAGCUGAUCGAUAGCCACAUUCGCAACACUAGCUUGAACCGUACCGGGACGAGUUCCUUGCUGUCCUGGCUGGCCGCAGCCGAACGGCCCCUCCGUGUUCAGGAAGUCGAGCAGUUGCUUGCAGUCGAUGAGCACACAUACAGAGUGGGCCCUCGCCCAUCCAGAAUCGACCGAGACGUUUUCCUGCCUUUGUCUCGCUUGGUCGCUGUGCGGGACGGCUUUGUCGGUUUCCGUCACCCCAUGAUCCGGGAGCAUAUUCAGGCGCGCGCUCAGAUGCACCAGCACGUCCCAUUCAACUUGACCGAUGGCCAUUACAGUCUCUUACUCCACUGCCUCGCCUGGGUCCGUUGGUCCGUGCCGGAGGAACCGGAAGUUGCCUGGGAUAAGCUCAACAUCAUGGCUCGUGAUCGCUACCUGGACGCCUAUGUGCUCCUCGAGUAUACCUCCCGGUACUGGCUGUCGCACAUGCUGGCCUCGCCCGUGGCAUCCACCUCGCGCGAGUUCAACUUCACAAACGCGUUCCGGCGUGCCAUGCCGGAGUCAGCGCUCUUUGCCCGAAUCGAGCUGACCAACAAAGAGUCGCAGUUUAGCCGCUCGAGUAUCGUCGAACUCUACCGCCUGUCGGUUGCCGUGCGCCGCGGCGUGCUCGGUGCCGACUCGCCUGCCCUGCUCCAGAGCUUGAUCCUCAGCGCGCGUGCUGCCGAUCUCGCCAAGACAUCCUGGGCAAAUGACCACCUUUUCGAGGCGUGGACCCGCAGCCGCAAAUUGCUGGGCAAUACCAAUGCAAUCACCCAAUCUCUGGAGCAGAUGCUGGUGGCCACCCCGGAAGGCCGAGGCAAGGCUGACCGGACUGCCGGUCUCAGGAGCGAUGCCCUCCGUGAUAUGAUCUUUGCCAACUGGGACUCUUCUGAUAUCAGCUUCGCGCAGCGGCUGCAGUAUCUCGACCGACUGGUGAAGACCUAUCAGGAGGAUAACGAGCACGAAGCUGCGUACCAAUCGUCCCGGAGGUUCUACAAGCAGACCCAGAGCACCUAUGGCCCCCAUUCUUCUGAAACGAUGCAGGCGGCCAAUUUCUUGACGGAACACUUCACCAUCGAGCCCCCAGACGAGCUGGCAAUUGAUCUGGCGCAAACCAAGUACGAGACCAUGUUGCGUUCUAUGGACGCCUCGGAUCCUCGCCGGAUUGCCUACGCCAUUGCCCUGGCUCAGAUGUACGAGGAUAAUAAACAAGCCUCCAAGGCUGAUUCCGUGCUCUCCCGUCUCUGGUCUGGAGUGUCUGCGCGCGAGCUCGACACCAGCGCCACUUGGGACCAGAAGACCAGGGUGGCCUUCUACUACUCGCAGUUCUUGCGCCGUCAAGAUCGCCCCACCGAGGCCACUGCUGUUCUGCGGGAGCUUUCCGCCGACCUUGAAGCUGACGGCGGCGUUCGGUCUUCGGAAAUGGUCCAGCGUGCCGAAGAGCUACGCGAAGAGGCGCGCCAGAUGCGUAUGGACGACAUGGAGCGGGCGCUUUCCCUUCAGAUCUGGAAAUACUAUCAGUCUAGUGGCCAGGUGUACUCGACGGAGGCGGUUGCUCUGGCCGAGUAUCUGGCCAAGGACGUCAUCUCCAGCAAGGGAACCGUCCCCAACAUCAAUGCUUUGUCCGCGGAGGAGAGAGACCUUCUGCCGGCUUGGAUCGACUCCAUCGCAUCGGCGGGCAAUGACCAACAGACGGUGUCACUCAUGGGUCUCUGCCAUCAGUUGGCAAAUCUGCACAUCCGCAGCGAAGAAUGGCUCGAGGGCAGUGAGACUGCGCUCUCCGUGCUGAAGCACGUUUGGCCCUCGGUCGAGGAUCCUCACUCCAAGGCCAGAUUCCCCUCGGACCAGGCGCCGCUGAUCGCCACUCUCGCGCUGGAUCAUGGCUACUGCCUGUUCCGCCAGCUGAAUGUGCCUACCGCGACGAAUGUCUACGGCAAUGCGUUUAAGGCGUCUAUCACCGCCGACCAAGUGGCGGUACCGUCCGUCACCGCUGUCGUCAAGUCGGUCGUCGAGUUCUACGAGACGACCUUCCAGUUCGAUAAGGCCUUAGUGCUGCUGCACCAGGUCAGCGAAUUCUUCGCCUCCCGGCUCGGCGAGAACGACAAGCACACGAUCGACAGUCGGUACUACGAAGCUGACCUGGCUUUGCGACUCAACCGCCGCGAAGAAGCAAGCGACAGCUACCGCCAUAUCUAUCGCGCUUGCAUCCGUGACGGCAAGGUCACUACGUCCGGUGUGCGGGCUGCUGUUGCUCUGGUUACCCUAUACGAGCAAGACAAGCAGUACGACGCUGCUCUGCAGGUCUAUCGUCAUCUAUGGCCCACACUGGUGCGUUUUGACGAGAAGGAUGGGUACGACCGUGCUCUGCUCGAGGGUCUGCUCCCCAAGACCUACACCGGUUACAUGUCGAUUUUGGGUCAGAUGGACCAGCAGACAGCAUAUAACGAACGCUAUCAGAUCGCCUCGCAACAACAGCAGUUGUGCCGCAAGCUGUACGGGCCUACCAACAGUCGCACGCGCGACGCCACCCUGAGCCUUGCUGCGCUUUGUGCGAACAGCGACCGCCAUACCACUGAAGCCAUCAAUCUGUACCAUCAAGUCCUGCGGACCCCUGAAUGGGUGUCUUCUAGCGAGGCAUCGCACGAUCUGCCCGACAUGGCCGAGCCUCUACCGAUCAGUAUCAAACACCAGAUGGCUCAGCUGUAUCUCCGCCAGAAGGAGACCAGCCCGGAGGCUCGCGAGCUGUACCUGGAAGAGCUAGCCCUAGCCAAGCAGCAACAAGGCCUGUCCGCUCCUGCUACGCUGCUCUGGUUGCGUGAGCUUGCCAUGAUGUAUGUGUCUGAGGACACGACGUCGUCCCGUCGCCAGGGUUGCAACUUGCUGCAGACUCACGUCGACGAGAUUGUCCACGUCACGGCGAACCGAGAGACUCUCAUUGACCGGGCGCACCGCCUCGCCGAGAUCUACUUGGAAUGCGGACUCAUUGACGAAGGCAACACCUUGAUCAACGAGAUGCACCAGCACGUGAUCCACGACACUCCAGUGUCUCAGCGACAGGCCCUGAACGAAUACCGACCUGCCGUGUUCGUGGCCAGCUUCGAAGAGGUCUUCGGCAAGCGCCGCACCUUCAGCCAGAUCAUGGCUGACCUGUCGCGCGAAGGCCAGGUCUACAACACGUUCCAGCAGAGCCUGUCCAGCCACGACCUGAUGUCGACGCUUGCAGCAGGCGAGAAACUGCACCGCCUGCAGACGGACCAGAAGCGUUCCAUGGCCGCCCAGACCACGCAGGACAAACUGUACGAAUACUUCUGCAACAAUCUGUCAGUGUCGCAAUCUCUGCGCAGCAAGCAAGUCAUCCGCCAUUUCUACGACAUCUGCCGCCGUGAGUCCUUGCACGAGGACUACAACAUCAACAUUGUCACGAAGACCACGGGCUUUGUGCGGGAUCUGUGCGACAGCUCUCGCUUCCAGGAGGCAGCCGAUGUGACGAGCGUGUUCCACUCGUUCGUGCACCUGACGGAUGGUCUGAAGAGCACAGAGAGCAUCUUUACCUCCAUCAAGAUUUGUCUGUAUCUGAACGGAUACCAGACCAGCAAGUGCUCGAACGAGAGGACUGCCAAGAACAUGUCUAUGGAGUCGAAGAUGCUUCUGCAGGAGAUCAUGUCCAAUGCCAACGAGCUAUCGCUGGAGUUCUCUGAACUGCCGUUUGACGAACUCAACGAUGUCAUUACGGUGUUGGGUGAACACGAGAUGUUCGAAGACCUCGAGGUUAUCCUCACCGACCUGUGGACCUCGCGGAUGGUCCAAAAGACCUGGUCCCUCCCAGUCGUGGUGUGGAUCGGCCGCCGUCUCGUAGAAACCCGCUUCUGCCGCGGCAACGUCGCCUCAGCCACACAGCUGGGCAAAGACAUCUGCUACAACCUGCGCCAAGUCUGGGGCAACUGCGACCCCGUCACACUGGAGAUGUCCAAGCUGCUGUCCGGCCUGUACAACGCCUCGGGCAACUACCUUGCCGCCGCAGCACUGCACGAGUCGGCCCUAGCGGAGCUGCUCAACAGCGACGCAGACGACCAUCAAGCUGCCGUCACUGCCGUCACGCAGCACCUCGAGCUCCUGCAGCACACGCAGGCACGUCUGUCCCGACAAGGCCAGAGCGCCGCCGUGGACGCCCAAGCAGCCGAAGACCGCGUCAAGCUGGUCGCCACCAAGUUCGGCAUCUCGUCGUCCAAGCUCAUCGCAGCCGUCGACUCCAACAAAGACGUCGGAAUGUGGCAGCGUCCGCGCCGCUUCAGCCUCGACGUGGAGGAUCCCUCCGCGCACCAGAACCACCUGCGGCGGUCGAGUGGAGCCGCCUUGUUGAAUGGAAAUGCAGGCGGCGCGAAGCGCGUGUCUAUCACGGCGCUAUAAUAUUGUCUUAGUGUAAUCUUUGGUUUUGAUAUCUAAUUGUCGUUUUGAGUGUAAUUAUUGUACCUAUCUAAUGGUAUGC
Molecule: messenger RNA, 6221 nt
Organism: Aspergillus candidus
Lineage: Eukaryota; Fungi; Ascomycota; Eurotiomycetes; Eurotiales; Aspergillaceae
Product: NACHT domain protein
Exons: 3
Coding region: 152-6142 (1996 amino acids)
Molecular function (GO): protein binding
Source: RefSeq, a predicted model, not a curated record